UCUCCUUUUCAAUUCGGCCAGUGCCCCAACCAUCCCUCCGAGAUGAUCGACUGCGUCUGCAUGGUGUGUUUCUUGGCCCUUUGCCCUCACUGCAUUCUCAUAGGGCAUCACUCGGCCGCAGACUUCUCCGAACAUCCCCUGAUCUCAACUCUAGACGCCUACAAAAUGAGCAUGCAGGGCACCUCGCCGAGCGAAGAAGCCCUCAGCAUCCGCAGAGAAAAAAUUGUCAAAGACCUUCAAGAAAACCACCAGCUGUUGGCGCGGCUGCAUGCAAACUUUGCAUCUGUGCACCGCAAAAUUGAUGACUCCAACAAGGCACUGAUGAAGCAGCUGCAAAUUAUCAAGCAAAAGCAAGUCGGCUUCCUCCAGGCGCUGAAGAGGGAAUUGCUGACUGAGUGCCUCAUAAUAGAGUGGAUGGAGGCCUUUUUUUCUCAUUUACAGCUUGCCUUGUGUCCUUCGGACUACCUGAUGUACCACCACCGCCACGAUUUGCUUGCGGCCGACCUGUUUGGGGGCGCAGUGCGCAUAGAAGUGGGCCGCGAAACCCUCCCCCUUGGCUCUCGGGUUUCGAGCUUGGGGUUUAGGGUUUCGGGUUUAGGGUUUAGGGUUUAG
Molecule: messenger RNA, 612 nt
Organism: Eimeria necatrix
Lineage: Eukaryota; Apicomplexa; Conoidasida; Eucoccidiorida; Eimeriidae
Product: B-box zinc finger protein, putative
Exons: 7
Molecular function (GO): zinc ion binding
Source: RefSeq, a predicted model, not a curated record